AAGGAAAAGGGCGACGGAACACUAAUGCACCUAACGUUACAUCCGCCAAUAACAAGUUGCUAGCUUGUCACGAUUAAAAGCGUAUUGUUAAUGCUUACUAGUCAUUCCAAUUGUCUACAUAUUUACUAAAUGGUCACGUGCAGGUGCAUUAAAUGGAAAACAUUCCAUUUAGGCACAAACGGCCCAGUGGGUGAAUGUGUACGUCCGUGGUAAUAAACGCGAAUCAGGAAACAAAUGAUUCCGGCUUGUUGUAGCUAAGAGGCUAACGCGACGGUUAGCGACAUGCUCCUUUAGCGAGCAGUCAUGUUAGCCUGCUGACGAUUUGGAGUUAUCGGCAAAUAACAUAUUGGGAGACUGAUCGGGUCUCUGGGUCAAAACUCGACGCAGAGCGAGCACCCUCGACUUUUAGCCGGUUCAGAUCAUUCUCUGACCGGGAAAAACGCUCCGCAGACAAGGUUUUUACAAGAUCAGUUCACGCUGGAGUUCUCCAAAAUGAAGAUGUUCUCGGUGUCUCACAAGACGGUCUUUGUGGUGGACCACUGUCCCUACAUGGCAGAGUCAAGUCGACAGCAGGUGGAGUGUGACGUGCUGACGAAGAGUCGGGCUCAGGGGGUUAUUCCCUUGGCUCCUGUGUCCAAGUCCCUGUGGACCUGUGCCGUGGAGUGCUCCAUGGAGUACUGCCGGAUCCUCUACGAUGUGUAUCCGCUGCACAAACUGAUCAACUACAUUGUGAGUGAUUCCGAGUUCCACAUCUUGAAUAGCUGGAGGCACGAAGACCAGAGCACUCAUGAGCUCAUGUCGGCUCUCGCGGCUGUCGGGCCACCGAACCCACGCGAGGACCCUGAGUGUUGCAGCAUCCUGCACGGGCUGGUCGCCGCCGUAGAGUCGUUGUGCAAGAUCACCGAGCUGCAGCACGAGAGGCGCACCUCUCUGAUGGACACGGCGGAGAGAGUCGCCAAUAGGGGUCGUAUAAUAUGCUUAACCAAUACUAAAAGUGAUACCCAUGUCCGGAUGUUGGAAGACUGCAUCCAAGAAACUAUUUUAGAACAAAACAAGCUGGCAGCAGGCUCCGAUAGGCUGAUGGCCAUCCAGCAGUGUGACCUUGUCCUAGUUCACAUCCACCCACAGGGUGAGGACACACUGGUGUCUGACCGGCCAAAGAAAGAGAUCUCGCCGCUGCUCACCAGCGAAGUUCACAGCGUCCGUGCCGGGCGGCACCUUUCCACCAAACUAAACAUUCUGGUCCAGCAACAUUUUGACUUGGCCUCCACCACCAUAACAAACAUCCCUAUGAAGCCCACAUUAAAUGUUUGCGACCAGGAAGAGCAGCACGCCAACACGUCGGCCAAUUAUGACGUUGAGCUCCUGCAUCACCGAGAUGCUCACCUGGAGUUUUUCAAAAGUGGAGAUUUGCACAUGGCCGGCUCCAGCACUCGGGAAAAUGGACUCAAAGAGACGAUUACACUGAAAUGGUGCACCCCACGAACGAACAGCAUAGAACUGCAUUACUGUACAGGGGCGUACCGCAUCUCCCCCACAGACGUAAACAGUCGUCCCUCAUCAUGUUUAACCAACUUCCUCCUCAACGGUCGUUCGGUGCUACUCGAGCAGCCGAGGAAGUCGGGGUCAAAGGUCAUCAGCCACAUGCUCAGCAGCCACGGCGGCGAGAUCUUCCUGCACGUGCUCAACAGCAACCGCUCCACCCUGGAGGACCCGCCCUCCAUCAGCGAGGGCUGUGGAGGCCGAGUGACCGACUACCGCAUCACUGAUUUUGGUGAAUUUAUGAGGGAGAACCGGCUCACUCCUGUUUCAGAGUCUUCCCAUGAUCCCUCGGGGAAGCUACCAGUUGAGCGGGCCAAAGCUCAGCUGGAACGUCACACUCGAUACUGGCCGAUGAUCAUCUCCCAGACCACCAUCUUCAACAUGCAGGCAGUGGUUCCUUUGGCCAACCUGAUAGUGAAAGAGACAUUGUCUGAGGAGGACGUUCUGACCUGCCAGAAGACGGUUUACAACCUGGUGGACAUGGAGAGGAAGAACGACCCUCUGCCCAUUUCCACCGUGGGAUCCAGAGGCAAAGGCCCCAAGAGAGAUGAACAGUAUCGUAUCAUGUGGAACGAGCUCGAGACAUUAGUGAAAACUCACGCCGGGGCCACUGACCGACACCAGCGGGUACUGGACUGCAUCGUCGCCUGUCGCAGCAAACCCCCCGAGGAGGAGGAGAGGAAGAAGAGAGGGAGGAAGAGGGAGGAGAGGGAAGACAAAUCAGAGAAGAAUGGCACCAAGGAGUCUGAUGACAAAAGCUGGCAGGAGUCUGAGAGGCUUAAAGGUUCGCUCGACAAAGAAGAGCAGGAGUCGGAGGUGAUCAAGGAUUCCCCCGACUCUCCGGAGCCGGCCAACAAGAAGCCGCGCCUGUGCACGGAGGAGGUUCAGCCUCCGGAGAGAGCAAAAGGUCCGGUCUCGCUCCUCACCAUGUGGAGCAAUCGCAUCACCGUAGCCAAUUCCAGGAAGCACCAGGAGUUUGUCGGGAGAGUGAGCUCCGUCAACAACAAGUUUGAGUUGUACCAGCAGCUCAAAGACGAAAACGGGAUGGAUGUUCAUGAAAACGGUAAGGCCUCCAGAUGAUGUUUCCACGGCGCCGUCGCUCCACCCCUGCCAAGGAUUGAGAUUUGACAAGAACAAGGGUAUCAAAAUAACAUAGACAGUGAACUCUUUAAUGAGGAAUUUCUACUGUUUUUCUUUUUUUACUCCGGAUUUUGUAGAUAUGCUGUUCACAUAUUGUGUAAAACAAUAAAAGUUGUCAAUAGAGAAUUU
This is a messenger RNA of Pungitius pungitius (ninespine stickleback), 2811 nucleotides long. It is a transcript of the gene ints13, whose product is annotated as integrator complex subunit 13. Gene Ontology annotation, cellular component: integrator complex. NCBI's taxonomy places the organism in Eukaryota, Metazoa, Chordata, Actinopteri, Perciformes, Gasterosteidae. Bases 493 to 2622 code for a protein of 709 amino acids. The transcript has 18 exons. The record is from RefSeq and is a predicted model, not a curated record. Gene Ontology annotation, biological process: regulation of mitotic cell cycle; centrosome localization.